Cryptomeria japonica (Japanese cedar) is the source of this 312-nucleotide messenger RNA. Its product is annotated as antimicrobial peptide 1-like. The record is from RefSeq and is a predicted model, not a curated record. Bases 1 to 312 code for a protein of 103 amino acids. The transcript has a single exon. Lineage: Eukaryota; Viridiplantae; Streptophyta; Pinopsida; Cupressales; Cupressaceae. Gene Ontology annotation, biological process: negative regulation of growth; defense response.
AUGAAGAAUACUAGUGCUUUGAAAUACUUAGGAAUAUUGCUUGUAUGCCUCUUGUUUGUAAGGCCUUCUGUGGGUAGUUAUUUUAGUGUAUGGGCAGGUUCUGGUUGUAGUAACCAGGCUGCUACUUACAGUAACUGUGGGUGUACUAAUGUAGCCAGCAAUUUGCAUGGAGGAUAUCAGUUUGUAUACCAAGGACAAACUGCCGCUGCUUAUAAUGCUGCUAAUUGUGAUGGCGUAGCACAUACUCGCUUUACUAGCAGUGUAAGCGGCUGCACCGCUUUUGGCUGGAACAGCUUCUUCAUUCAGUGCUGA